Drosophila rhopaloa is the source of this 2782-nucleotide messenger RNA. Its product is annotated as RUN domain-containing protein 1. Bases 462 to 2627 code for a protein of 721 amino acids. Lineage: Eukaryota; Metazoa; Arthropoda; Insecta; Diptera; Drosophilidae. The transcript has 3 exons. The record is from RefSeq and is a predicted model, not a curated record.
AAGGGUAUAAAAAGCUUAUAGAUUUGACUGGUGGGAUGCAAAAAUAAAGGGUUGGGAAGAUAUAAAAGCCCCAAUACAGUAACUCAGUGUCUGGAACAGCCUUUAGCGUUGAAAAACUAUGAAAGUAUCAAAGCUUUUAUAUCAGUAAGGAUAGCAACCCACAGCGAAGCUCUGCAAAAGCAACUUGAAGCUACAAUUCCACCCCCGAAUAGACGGGAAAUCCCAAUGCGAAACCUCGGGAGAAAGUGGCAGUGCGUCAGAAACCGUGGCCGCGCGCUCAUCGUUUCAACCACACAUCCCCCUGUUAGCCAAAAAACUCGAAAGCCAGAAGAGAGCAAGGGAGCUGGGCCAGCUGGCACACAAAGCGGAACAAGCCACCGAUUGAUUUUUCUCGAGCAUUGAAAACACGGAGAACGGAGCACGGAAAUAGGAACAAACAGCAGUCCCUGCAGCAUUUCCAUAUGGAAAUGAAAACGGCGGAGGGCCAGGAGGCCCAGGAGCCCAAGGACUCCUCCUCCUCGACGGUCGAAGGCCAGCUGCCAGCUGGUUCCUCCGUUUCUGCCGAGGAUGAGGAAGCGGAGGUCGAACAGGAGCAGCAGGAACUGCUGAGCGAACGCUGGUCUCCGCUGGGAGCCAACUACGAUGAUGCAAACAGCGCCAGUUCUGGCGUGGAUUGCGAACUGGAGCCAGGACUGGAGAAGUCAGAAACGCGACGAGGAAGCACUGGCAGCGAACUGGCUCGCCUGCGGAGCAUCGAGGAGGAGCAGGAGCUGCUCACCAGUUCCUUGCUGGCCCUGACCUCCCAUUUCGCCCACGUCCAGCUGAGAGUGCGGCAAAUUGUGGAAGCGCCGGCUGGUGAGCGGGAUCAACUGCUUCGCGACCUCGAAGACUUUGCCUUCCAGGGCAUUCCGGAGGCAGUGCAGCCCAAGGAGUCGCAGCCAGAGAAGGACUCCAUCGAGGGUGAAAAGGAAGCUGGCGCCGAUAGCCAGCUCAUUGAACAACUGAAAUCUCAGCUCACGGAACUCGAACAAAUCGCCUACGAAGCUGGAGAACCUGGAAUCCUGCCGCAGCACGUAAUGCUCGAGAAGCAAAAGUUCAUCCUGGACGAGCUUCGCUCCAAGCUCAAUCUCCAGGUGGAGCAACACGAGCUGCCGGCUCUCAGCACGGAGCAGCUGCGACACCAGGUGGACAAUGCCAUUGGCGAGUUCGUGGGUCCGCUGAAGAUGAAGGAGCAACUGGUGGCCCAACUGAAGACGCAGAUCACCGACCUGGAGCGCUUCAUUGCCUUCCUGCAAUGCGAUGUGGUCGAGGGAUCCGUUGGGGAUCGAUUGAAACUCCUGUCCGGGGCGUACAAUAGCUACGCGGCCAAGCAGACGGCCCGCAGUUCGCAGGCAGCUUCAAUUGCUCCGCCGGGAGUGGCCAGCACUCCUGCCACGACGGCAGCUUCUCCUCCGUCCUCCGGACUGGGUUCCCACUCCCAUUCCCCUGGCGAGAGUCUGCACAGCAAGGCACACGGCCUCCUGGACAAGGCCUCCAUCCUCAUGCAGAUGUUUGCCAGCACGCACCUGGCGAAACCAAGAAGCCACGACGAAUUCCAGCAGAACUUGCUGAAGAAAACGCACAAGGGCAACCACUGGGGGGAUCUGCGUGCCCAGCUGGAGGUAGACAUUCAGGAGGUGGCCGCACUAGCCGCCACUUUGAGCUGCGAUCGCGAAAAGUUGGCCAAUAUCAAGCGGGCUCUGCGUCAGCAGCAACAACAGGCGGAGUCCACCUCCUCCUCCGCCGUGGGUCAUCCGGUUAUCAAUUCGCAAAACGGAGCGCUGACCACCUUGCCGCCUCUUUGCCGGAGAGCAGUGCCAACCGGUCACGAACUGGCACCAUAUGCAGCUGGCGGAGCCAUAUCCUCCGACUCCGAUGAGGACAUCAGCUACUCCAACUUCGAGUGGGAGAAGGAGGGCAAGAGCCGCCGAAUGGCGCACAUGCGCGGUGACUCGAUAGCCACAAUUGGCAGGGAAUUGACCACGGUGGUGCGAAAGAACUUUGCCCGCACUUUGCAGCAGCUAAUUCAACAUGGACUUCGCAUCCCAGCGGAAUCGGCUGCCUCCAGUUUGAUGGUGCCCUUCAUGAGGUGUCUACAUCCGGGACCUCCGGUGAUUCCAACGGCAGGUGGAGGAGAUUCGCAGUUCCUCGGCUUGGGCAGGGCCAUGCAUGCCUGGGAACUUGUGUUGGCUUAUUAUAGAUUAAAGCACGGCGAGGAGUACAACAAUACGCCCGCCCGUAAGUUGUCGCAGAGCUUCCAGCUGGACAUCGUGGACGCCCAGGCAGUGACCGCCAAACAGAGUUUGCUCAGCGCCGUGGGGAUGAUUUUGGCCAUGCACCGCCCCUACAAACGCAGCAACAACGCCCACUUCAAGGCCUUCGUCUGCGCCGGACUCAACUCCCGUCUGUUGGUAGAGUGGCUGAACCUGAUGCUUAGCUGCCACGAGUUGGUGGACACGUACUACUCGGCAAACAGCUAUGUAGCCCGCACGGGAUUCCGGGAUUCGCUGCGCUCCAUCGACGCUCUAUCUCGAUUCGACUUCGACCUGCCGGUGGACCUGGCCAUCCGGCACUUCCGCAACAUUUAGGCGGCUGACUUGUACAUUUUUGGCUUAGACUAGCUCACACUAUUCAAUGUCCAAUGGGAACCUUAGUCCAAAUCGUAUUCUCUCUCACUUAAUGUAUAAACUUGUGUAUAUAACUUUAGAUAUGUCCAUUAAAUCAAUUGCUAAUCCUAACGAAA